This is a messenger RNA of Clonostachys rhizophaga, 915 nucleotides long. Lineage: Eukaryota; Fungi; Ascomycota; Sordariomycetes; Hypocreales; Bionectriaceae. The record is from the annotation of a GenBank genome assembly.
AUGGGCUUCAAAACUUCUUUGCUGCCCGAGGAGGUUGGGAAGAACUCCUUCAGCGAGAACUGCAGAGCCGAAGUGAAUGCUAUUGACACAUUCUUCCCUGGAGCAUUGCCAGAGAAAGUCCGUAUUUGCUUCGCGGCCUGGCUCGCCUUUGCAUGCGCCAUGGAUGACAUACUCGAGAUGCUGCCUUCUGAUUUAGGCCAAGCGGUCUUAUGCGACUGCAUCGAAAUAAUCCAAGGCCGCCCUGCAGACGUUUCGAAUGGUACCCAAGGACAUGCCGGCGAUGCAAGGAUCCAACACCUAACGAGGACGUUGCAUCAACAUGUCACACAUCAUCUUCGCCAAGACACAUGUGAUGUGUUCUUCCGCGAGGUAUGCGGCGUCUUGUAUGCGCAUAUUGAUGAGUUCUUGUUCUUGGACGGUAGGAUUCCUCAAGACUUGGAUACGUAUAUGUCGAUCCGCAGUCGUACCAUCUCUCUCAAUCCCUUCUUCGAAGUGAUCAAGCGCGAGUAUUUCCCUGCAACUUGGCGGUCUAAUACGGCCUGGGACCGGCUACAAGAAGCUGUCUCCUCCGCAGCUGGACUACAAAAUGAUUUAGUAGGCUUGGAGCGAGAUAUGAAGAAAGACGAGCAGAUGAAUGCCGUUAUUGUUUUGAUGCGUAGUCAAGCUGGGGCUCGCUCAGCCGAUGAGACUCAUUCGCUCUUAGCUCAGUGCGUAGAUACUGCGGUAGACGUGCAUAAUAAGAGGAUGGAGACAGUAUUCAAACAAGCAGCACGAAUACUUGAAAUGGCCGGGGGAGAUCAGUUAGCGGCAGCGACGAGUCAGGUUGUGCAGCACAUUGUUACAAUGGCCCGGGGCCACCUGACAUGGUGUGCUUCAGCGAAGAGGUACAUGAUCAGAUUGGAUCACGAUGAAUAG